CAUACGUCAUGUUUCGUUUCGUUACAUGACUUUGCACUCUGCUGAUGAAACCGUGUGAAAUAAUCGUUUAAACUGACGUGUACAAAAUGACAGAUAAACACAGCUGACCGAAAGUUUUCUUAGGCUGCAUUGUGGUUUAUUCGAGGAUUGAUUGAGUCGAAACUGGCGGAGAACGAGAGAACGAUUUCACCCAGGAGCAACAGGAGCAAAACCCGGAAGCCCUCAGUAGGCUAACUUGUGUCCAGCCUUCCCUUACAAGAUGAUGCGGAACCGACAGCGCGGCGCCAACCUGGGCCUGGUGCUGCUGGCCUCCCAGAUCUUCCAGGUGGGCGUGGACAACAUCCCGCCCGUCACGCUGGCCACGUUGGGCCUGAACGUGUACCUCUUCCUGUUCCCCGCCGCACCGUUACUGAAAGCGUGCGUGAGCGUCCAGGAGGCCUACUGGGGCGGAGACUGGCGCCGGCUGCUGCUGUCCCCUUUCCACCACGUGGACGACUGGCACCUGUACUACAACAUGCUCUCGCUCAUCUGGAAGGGCAAGAGUCUGGAGCGACGCCUGGGCGGGCCCUGGUUUGCCUACCUGCUCGGCGUCUUCUCCCUGCUCACCGGAUUGGUCUAUCUGCUGCUGGAGGCAGGGUUAGCGGAACUGACGGAUGACUGGUCCUACAGGAAGCAGUGUGCUGUGGGAUUCUCAGGUGUGCUGUUUGGGCUAAAAGUGUUGAACAACCAUUACAAUCCUGGAGACGUCACGCACGUCUUGGGCUUCCCUGUGGCCAACCGCUACUCCUGCUGGGUAGAGCUGGUCGCCAUACACAUUAUAGCACCUGGGACCUCUUUUGUGGGACACCUGGCAGGUAUUCUGGUAGGGCUGCUGUAUACCAUGGGGCCACUCAAGAAGGCCAUGACAACAUGUGCAGGGUUGGUGCCUGCAGGGGGAUUCUCCCAACCAGCUACACACUAUAACUCCUCAGGAGUGAGUGGACGGCGAAACUAUCGUGCAUAUGACUCUACUUACCCUCCUCGUGCAUCUACUUACCGGAACCCCUAUCCCCCACAGAAUCAUUCAUACACUAGUAGUGCAUACCCCCCAAACACACACACUUACACUCACACUGAAGCGUACCCCCAAAACACGCCCAGUGACCUUAACACACACUCCCCAAGUGCACCUCCCUAUGAAGCGGAUCCCUACACAGCAGGCAUGUCUGAGGAGGAGCAAUAUCAGGCAGCAAUCACGGCCAGCCUUAACGACAGGGGGGUCUCUGCUCCAUCCAGACCGGGGUACGGCUUCCAAAUCCCCCCUGAUCCCACCUCCGAGGAGAUCCGCAGGCGUCGUCUACAACGAUUUGCCAAUUGACCACUUUGAUGGAAAGCAGCCACAGAACUCUUAGGGGCAGUCUGCUGAACAGACUGGAAAGGAUAUCUAUCACCAGUGAAGCAGGGCUGUCUGCAUCCCAAUGCGGGAUAAUAAAAGCACCAAUGACUGGUGGGCCUGCUGUCUGCGAUGGGAGAGAUUACCUGUUUACAUGCUCUUGGUUUACUUCUGUAUGUAAUUUCCAUGAGACGUGUGAAGAAGAAUGUCCAGUUUAUGCCUUUCACAUGUCAAAAGAUUGAAAGUACUGUGUUUUGUGUCAGUGAUUGUCUGGUUUGAAUGUGAAUGUUUUUCUUGUUGUUGCUGUUGUUGCUGCUGCCGCCAAGUCUUAAAGUUUUGAAACUAUCAAUUAAUUAACUCGCACCACAAGUUUACCCUCAGGGGAUUUCCACUGCAUACUUUUGUGCACAACUAUCAUCUGCUUAAAAUAGACGGGAAUUUCCUGGUGUGUGACAGUCUGUCCAUGUAUUGGUAUUGUUAUCCAGAAGUGCCAGCACACUGUUGCAUUAGAGUAAGUGGAGGAAAAAGGCCAUGUUGUCCAAGCUGGAUGAUUAAUAGGACUUAAAUUGCAAACGUUGGACAGUGACUGCUAUGCGAGUGUGAUAUGCUGCAAGCCAAGUCAUUAGACUUUGAAUAAUUGAUUUAUAUGCACUACAUUCAUAAUAUGUGUUAUUAUUAUAAAAUAUAUGUAUUUUUUGAAUAAGAUGUACAUAAAUGCAUUUUGCAAAAA
This is a messenger RNA of Sardina pilchardus (European sardine), 2102 nucleotides long. RefSeq names its product rhomboid-related protein 4-like. The record is from RefSeq and is a predicted model, not a curated record. Gene Ontology annotation, cellular component: membrane. NCBI's taxonomy places the organism in Eukaryota, Metazoa, Chordata, Actinopteri, Clupeiformes, Clupeidae. The transcript is spliced from 7 exons. The coding region runs from base 260 to 1357 and encodes 365 amino acids. Gene Ontology annotation, molecular function: serine-type endopeptidase activity.